Molecule: messenger RNA, 1921 nt
Organism: Bactrocera latifrons
Lineage: Eukaryota; Metazoa; Arthropoda; Insecta; Diptera; Tephritidae
Product: zinc finger protein 25-like
Biological process (GO): regulation of transcription by RNA polymerase II
Molecular function (GO): DNA-binding transcription factor activity, RNA polymerase II-specific; RNA polymerase II cis-regulatory region sequence-specific DNA binding
Source: RefSeq, a predicted model, not a curated record
AUUGGGAUGAAGAGAACCUGGUUGAAAAUAAUUUACACGGAAAUGAAUUCGAAAAAGGAUAUAAUAAGGUGAAAUUGCCCUAUGAAAAAGAAAACACUCGUAACCGACAGCACACAAGCCACAAAAAAAACAUAUUAUUAGAAGGUGAAUACAAUAGUGAAGAAACUACUGAUGACCUCAAGAUAUCUGAAAAAAUUAUACAAGUAGAAAGAAUAUCUAAAGUUAAUAGUCGGCGAAAUGAUAAUAAAAGGAAAAAUAUAUUAAAAGAUAAUAAAAUUAAAAGUGAAGAAAGUGGUAAUGACUCCGAAAUUUCACAAGAGAUGGAAAAUUUGUCUUACUUCGAAGAAAAUAGUCAUGUCCUGCCCAAAAAUACACUUGAAUUCAAUAGCAAUCAGCUGACUGGCAAUUCUCACAAAUCAGAUGACUCUGAUGUCGAACAAGAGUUAGAAGAAACUCAAGUCUCAGAUUCUGAGCAUAGUGAAGAUAAAAGAAACGAGAGUUUAUAUGAAGCACAAGCUAAAUCAAAGCCAGCGAUUAUGAAAAUCACGAUAACUACGGAUGUUACGCUAAAAGAUGAACACUACAAACUUUUGGCUGAAGUAUAUGAGGCGAAUAGGUGUCUUUGGGAUGAAGAGGAUAUCGCAUAUCGGUUUAGGAAUAGGCGCGAGGAAGCAUUAAAAUCUGUACACAAGGAAUUCACUGAAAAAUCUGGGCUAAACUUGACCUUAGAGGAUUUGGAAAGUCAAAUUGUGCGGCUGCGUAGAUCUUGUUCGAUUGAAAAGAGAAAAAAAAUUCAUUGCAAAAGAGACAAGUUAAAGUUCAUACCCAACUGUCCAUAUUAUCAGCAGAUAGCCUAUCUCGAGGUUGACGUACCACCUUUCGAAUGCAAAAUAUGUGAUAAGUUAUUAUCGGGUUUGGGUCAAUACAAGGUGCAUGUCGCUUCUCAUGAUGGUUCACUGCCAUUUAAAUGCCAUCUCUGUGGACAUGGAUUUCAGUUAGCAUCUAAUUUAACUGUACACUUACGGAGGCACGUGCAUGAUUACACGUAUAAUUGUGAGGUGUGCAAUAAGCCCUGCGCCACAACGACCGAAUUGAAAAUUCAUAUGCGUUCGCACACAGGUGAAAAGCCCUUCGUUUGUUAUAUUUGUGGGCAAAAGGCUCGAACAUCUUCCCAACUUUUGGUGCAUACGCUGCGUCACCAGAAUCGACCGCGUCACAAAUGUAAACUGUGUCCUAAAACAUUUUAUGAAACAGGAACAUUAAACGAGCACAUGAGUAUUCAUCGGAAUAUCAGAGACAAAAUAUGCGAGAUAUGCGAUAAAGGUUUCACUAGCAAUAAACAAUUACGCCAGCAUCAGCUUAUCCAUAACGUUGAGAAAAAGUAUGCCUGCAAAUUUUGUGAAAAGCGCUUUGCUCAAUAUGCUGGCCUCAGUGGGCAUAUGAAAACGCAUGGCACAAAAUUAUCUGCGAGCGUUCCUGACAAUUUUUUAUAGGACUAAACAUUUAUGCGCUUAAAAACUCUACUAAAUAUGUAUAAGUAUAAACUAGUAUUAGUUUUCAAAAAAUUUAAAUUGAUUAUGUAUCACAAUUCUUUCUACCGUUUUUAAUAUAAUAUAAUAAUUUUCACAAUAGUUGGGUCGUAAUAGGAACGAUUGACAGAUUUUAAUCCGGCAAAGCGCUGUAGAUUCGGUAAUGUUCUCAAAAAUGAUUCGAAGAAUGUUUUCUGCCGCUACAACAAGUAGUAAGUUAGUAAAGAGUUUUUUCUGGAUAUGUAAAGUUUUGCGUUUCACUAAAAUAGGUUUGACCAAAUAUUUAACCUCAGAAUCACACGACAACAAUAUCAAUAAGAAUUACAACAAUAUUAUAUAAGAAAAAAUAUGUCCUUCGAUUUUUUUUAGUGCUCCGUCAGGAUCGUGAAGGA